Messenger RNA from Lepisosteus oculatus (spotted gar), 4688 nucleotides. The record is from RefSeq and is a predicted model, not a curated record. NCBI's taxonomy places the organism in Eukaryota, Metazoa, Chordata, Actinopteri, Semionotiformes, Lepisosteidae.
ACAUUGAAGAAAGUCUACGAGCUAACAAGGCAAUGCAUUCCAUUAGUUCGGAGGGAAUCAUCUGAACGGACUAUGAAAAGGAAAACAAGGCAAUCUAAUCUCCAUUCGUUGAGAUCUCUACAAUUCUCAUUUAAAUAUCUUUUCGACACUGUGGAUGUUUAGGAUUUUGCAUCUGCUCUCAGUGUAACCUAUCUGUUGUAUACAGUCUAUUUCCCCUGUCUCGUAUAUUUGCCUAUUUCAAAAUCUAUUCAUUUCUGAGAAUAUUACAGAUAAGGAUAACUCCACCGUACGAGCUCAGAGCGAUGUCUUUUAACAACUAUUGGUUAAAGUUCGCAGGGUGGAGCUUCUACACCACGUGGUUGUAGGAAGCCGGCGUUUACAUUGGAGGCCGGAGCAUGACCGCUCUGAAGUUUGAAGACUUAUUUUUUUUUCCCGACGGGAUUUGGACUAGUAAGGCUGUCUUUUUGUACUUUCAGUCCCUAAAGGGAUCAGCAUGCCGCAACACAACUGUAAUGAUGACUUACCAUCAUCAUGUGGCUCCGAUUUCUGCAUCAUAAGGAAGUCCUGAAAAGUUUCUCCUUUGUCAUAAAGUUGCCAAGUUUGUUCUUAUUUUUUUACGAUUAGGUUAGCGAUUUUGGUAACAAAGUACGUGCUGUCCUUCAAACAAACCGAACGUAUUGUUUUUAAGCCGCAAUAUCAGGUAGCUAAUAUAAAAAAACAACUCGUCAUAUAGCCAAAGAAGAAACUGAAGUGCACCCGCACGUGACUUUUUCCCCAAAAAGGAGAACUGCUGGUGUUACUGAAGAUCAAAGGAUCUGACGGGUAACAAAACAACGAGUUUAUCUUCGGGUUUUUGUCGGACCUUGAUUCUCACAACCGAUAUCUUCUUUCCCGUUUGCUCAACCGGUGUGCAGUAAAACGUCUAGCAUGAGAUAACUGUGUAUCUCCUAACAGCCGUGGUGUUCUUUCUCAGAGAGACAUUCAUAGAAAAUACUACAGGGCUCUUCCUGAAAAGGUUUCCGGGUCCCAGAAAUCAAGGGGGAAAAAAAUCGAACUGACCGAGAAACAUGAACGAGACGCCUGCCUCCGAGAAAGAUGCUUCGGAUCUGGAAAAAGCAAAAAUCAUUCAUGACCCCAAAUCUCCGGCUGACGUCCAGAAACUCCCCAAUGGGAACGAGGAUGGCUCCCUAGCUACCCACCUGUACCGAAGGCGAUGGUUCAUCGUCUGUCUGUUCAGUUCUUACUCUCUCUGCAAUGCGUUUCAGUGGAUCCAGUACGGCAUCAUCAAUAACAUCUUCAUGAAGUUCUACAACGUGGACUCCUUCACCAUCGACUGGAUGUCCAUGAUCUACAUGCUGACCUACAUCCCUUUCAUAUUCCCCGUUACGUGGCUGUUGGAUAAGAAGGGGCUGCGGGUCAUAGCUCUGGCCGGGUCCGCCCUGAACUGCGUGGGGACGUGGAUCAAGGUGGCGAGCGUCAGACCCGACCUGUUCGGGGUGACGAUGUUGGGACAGUUCACCUGCUCGCUGGCCCAGGUCUUUAUUCUCGGGAUGCCGUCCCGGAUCGCCUCGGUGUGGUUCGGCUCGCGUGAAGUGUCCACGGCGUGCUCCAUCGGCGUCUUUGGAAACCAGCUUGGCAUCGCUGUCGGGUUCCUGAUUCCUCCUGUUGUGGUGCCCAACCUAGAUGACCUGGACCAGUUGGCCCAUCACAUCAGCAUCAUGUUCUACGGGACGGCUGCUGUAGCAACAAUUCUCUUCAUCCUAGUGAUCAUUGUGUUUCAGGAGAAGCCGGAUCUUCCCCCUACGCAGGCUCAGGCUACCAUCAGGAGCUGCCCCCCGGAGAACUAUUCUUACAUUCAGUCCAUCCUGCGUCUCCUCAGCAACCGACCCUUCAUCCUCCUCAUCAUCACCUACGGAUUAAACGUUGGCUGCUUUUAUGCUGUAUCCACGCUGCUGAACAGGAUGAUUAUUGAGCACUACCCUGGUGAGGAGGUGAAUGCUGGGAGGAUUGGCCUUACUUUAGUCAUUGCUGGUAUGGUGGGUUCUCUCAUCUGUGGCAUUUGGCUCGACAAAACCAAAACCUACAAACAGACGACGCUGGCUGUAUACUUGAUGUCCUUCGUUGGGAUGAUCGUGUACGCUUUCACCCUUGGCCUGGGACACCUGUGGGUGGUGUUCAUCACAGCCGCCUUGCUGGGUAUCCUGAAUGGAAAAGAAGCUUGGGCUCUCACUACGGGUCUCUCUUCCCAGGUGUUUGGCAUCAUCUUUACAAUCGCCCAGGGGAAGAUCAUUGACAAUUUCGGGACGUUAAAGGGAAACAUUUUCCUUUGUGUGUUUCUGCUGAUCGGGACCAUUAUUACAGGUUUGAUAAAAUCCGAUCUUCGGAGACAGAAGGCAAAUAUGUCGGCCGCAUCCCGCGCAACAGACUCGCGCUCUCCACCUCUGGAUUAUGGUGCUGUCACUCCCAUCAACCCCUUGCACCUCCAGCACUGAUCAGUAGCCCCACCACACUAAACACAAACGCAGGCUUGUCAAGAAUUUAGUAGAUGAUGCGGAACGAUCCAUCUCUUGUCCGGUAAUUGUGGAAGAGUCCAAGCUGUAGAGCACCGGAGGAGGGACAGCCAGGCACAAGGACGGAGAUGGGGAAGUACUAUACAUCCUUCCUCCUUCCCCUGGCCAGGCCUGUUGGAGGAAGGGGAGAGAUAACUAGGUCUGUGGGCUUCCAAACUUGACUCGUCACGAGAUGCAUGGAAAAGAACUUGACAACCGGGUUUUUCCUCUUUAAUUUUGUUUACUGGACUGAUCUGAUGUUUUUCUAACAGUAUUUGAUUUUUUUUAAUUGACAGUGUUUAUACAGCAGGCCCUCGUGCUGGCCACUCCUCGGCAUGAAGAGACCUAAAUUAUCAUUGAAGAGAUGUGUGAAAUACAGGCCUUGAGACUGGAAUCAUGCUUUGGCUGAUAGGUGUUCACAUGUUUUAAUCAAUUCUACCCUAUGUGAAAGGGGAAAAAAAAUCUGAUUUGUUUUUAAGGAGGGAUAAUUAAAGGUAGAAAGCUUUUGGGAUGUUAUGCACAAACCGUAUUAAAGGCUGCACACUCAGCAAUUACCUCAGACAAUAGCUUACGUUAAGAUUCUCUGCUGUUUCAUUGGCUACAUACUUUGAAAACCAAUGUGCUUGGGAUAAGUGUUUUUGGGAAUCUACUUAACCCAAUUCCCCCCAGAAUAGCUGAACUUUGCUGCUCAUCUGUUGCACAAUGGAAAAGCUCCUGUUGCUUCCAGUGGUUAGCAUCACUAGUCCUAAAGUGCAUCAGUUACAGAUUAAUUGACUCCAUUAGGUAUGCAUUUAUAUACACUGACACUCUUAAAAAUAUAUAUGUUAUAAUAGAUUAAAAACGGUAAAUGUAACUACCAUAUAAGAGCAGAUAAGGCCCGUAAAUUCCUGAAAUAUGCAUUACAGUAUAUGAUAUUGUAUAUUUUAAAAUAAAAAUGUGCGGAUUAGGGUAAGAUAUAAAGUUCAAAUAAAAGGAUUUGUGCAAAAUCACUUUGUUUAAAGAAAAAUAUGUAAGGAGUUAAAGAAUAUUCUGUUAUCAUGUUUGUAAAUUUGUAGUCUAUUGUAGUUAUUUUGCAAACUUUAGCCUCUGUAAUGCUGGGAGCCUUGAUUACUACUACAAAGUUAUGUGCUUUAUAUCUAGUGAAGUCUCAAAAUAUCAUUGUGUCAUAAAACUGCAGAAUGCAAAACACUCACUUUUUUCUGUAUUUUGAAAACAUGCCUCUGUAAUGCUGGGAGCCUUGAUUACUACUACAAAGUUAUGUGCUUUAUAUCUAGUGAAGUCUCAAAAUAUCAUUGUGUCAUAAAACUGCAGAAUGCAAAACACUCACUUUUUUCUGUAUUUUGAAAACAUGCCUCUGUAAUGCUGGGAGCCUUGAUUACUACUACAAAGUUAUGUGCUUUAUAUCUAGUGAAGUCUCAAAAUAUCAUUGUGUCAUAAAACUGCAGAAUGCAAAACACUCACUUUUUUCUGUAUUUUGAAAACAUGACACUUUAAAGGCGUAUUUUGUGCUAUAGUAUUUGUUUUCUUCAUAAAAAUACUGUUGGUAGCAUUCUGCAUCCAUAAAUACAUGAACACUGGGGCAAAGAACUAACUUGGGGAUGAAUACCUAUUGGGACCAUAUACUGUAUACGGCAGGGAUCUCAAAUUCGAUUCCUGGAGUGCUUAGUGUCUUCUGAGUUUUGUUCAACUAAAGCUAUUAAACGGGGCCAAAUGACUACCUGUUUGUAAUUAUUCUUAUUUUCUUUCAGUUACAGAGCUGAUCUAGUUAUUUUGUUAAAUUCAAAACUGUAAUACAACCAGGAGUAGGUAGGUGACUAUAUCUAUGAUUAUUUGAAUGUUUUGGGUCAUGAGUUCCAAAAUGCCUAAAGAAGAAUCAUGUAUAUACUGUAUGUAACUAAGAAAAUAAUUAGGUUAAUUGACUACUCGGGUUAGACAAAAACCAUCAGGUACUCCAGGAAUUGGAUUUUGAGACUUACACAUUCUUAGCUGUGGGAAUUUGAGCUAAACUGAGAAUAAUGACUUUGUUGUUGAAAACUAAACAUACUGUAUUUACUUGUCUCUGUGACACUAACUAAAUGUAUAACAUCUAUUUUUUUUCUGGAAACCUAAUCUGUAAUAAAUGUGGUAAAAUCUGUGACA